This is a messenger RNA of Linum trigynum, 1163 nucleotides long. The record is from the annotation of a GenBank genome assembly. Lineage: Eukaryota; Viridiplantae; Streptophyta; Magnoliopsida; Malpighiales; Linaceae.
GUAAAAUAUAAAAAAUAUAGGUAUCAAAUCGUAAUUCCAUGGAUUGAUCCAUGAAUCCACCAAUCUAAUUGGAUCUAAAUUAAAUGGAUUGGAUUAGCUAGAUAAUUUGAUGGAUGGAUUUAGAUCCUCAUUGCCACAUCUACUUCCUUUCCUUAGGGAACAGGACUUCGUCCGGGAGAAGGAAAAAAUCUCACGCGUCGAAGCCGCCCCGAUUGGAUCAAAGAGUCGUGGUCAAAGGGAGUCGGUCGGAGCAUAUAUACCUGUCCAAGCAGAACGCAAACUAGAAUCCCAUUUCUUUUUAUUAUCUAUAUAUACGUCAGACACCAUCUUCGAUCUUCUUCUCUCCAACUACUCCAUUACUUUGCCUUCAAACCUCCUUUAAAGUUUAAACCACCACUUGCUUCUUCUUCUUCUUCUUCUUCCUUGCCUGUCUCUCCUAGUUGAAACCUUCGCCGGCCGUUCCUUCUUCGUGAUCCGUUCAGGUAUACUUUAGAUACUAUUCUCCGGCGCCAAGAUGACUCAAAACGAUCACCGCUCAGCUGCCGCAGCCACCUCCGGAGCGCCAUCUUUCUACCCUCAACUGCCACAAUCAAGCGGCUCGUACGUCGUCGGAGCCCCACCGCCGAUCGGCUACCCGACCCGUGACUCCACCGCUCAGUUCAACGGCGCAGUUCCGGUGGAGACCAAGUCAAGGGGCGAUGGCUUCUGGAAGGGCUGUUGCGCUGCAUUGUGCUGCUGUUGUGUGUUGGACGCGUGUUUCUGAUUUUGAGGAGCCGUGACAGAAGAAGUCAUCCCCAGUUGCUGAUGAUUGGUCUUCUUCUUCCUCGUCAUCAUCGUGGACCUGAUCGUCAAUAUUUUGUUGUUUUGGUGUUAACUUCUUUAUAUACUUUGUUGUGUGAUGAGUUUUUGUUUGUUUAUGAUCAUUAUGUAAAAUAAAUGUUGUAAUUUAGUUUGCCACCAUCUUGUUUGUGGAGCUUUGCUUUUGUGUAUAUUCAUUUGAUAGAAAUCAGAUUCAUUUGGCGAUUUAUGAAGUGUUCAAUGUUCAUAUUAAAGUUCGAGUAAGGUAAAUUACAAUCAUUACAUAAUUCGUAAGAGAUAGCAUAUAGCCACAUACAAUGACAUGAAAUCAGCUUCAAAUCGUAAAAUAAAUUGAUUAGUUGAUA